AUGAGGGUCAUAAAUUUUAUCGCUGGUAUUUGUUUGGCAAUCUCCUCCCUUGUGAACGGAGAUGCGCCACCACCCGAGUUUCCGCUGAUUCGGGAAAUAAACGCGGCAUCUCCUUACCAAUGCGCCCCUGGACAGAGCAUGAACAUCACCUUCUUCUCAAAUACCCUCCGACUGGACCUCCCCCGUGUGCAAUUCGGUACUACAGGCCACGGCAGGACAGACGAAUACGCCAGUUGCCAAUUUACUGUAGAAUUCAGCUCCUGGUGGUACAAAUACCGUUUCGCGAUCCGAGAGGUAACGUAUCGAGGACAUCUUAACGCGACCGAUGGCGUCCAGCUAUACCAGUUGGAAUCCAAUGUGGUUUUCAGGUACGAGAAUCACAAGAUCAACCCUGGGAGAGCACCACCUGAGGUCUGGAACGUAUCUAUGUCUACCAUGUUUGACAACACCUCCAAGACAGCUAUCGGGGGCGUCGGGAAUUUCGACGAGGACUUCGAAGCAAGCGGCAACAGUUCCGCGAAUCUAGAGUGGUCGACGUGUAUGAACGGCGGCGAGGGUUCGGGCGACGUUAAGACGAAGCUUUCGUUUAAUAUUGGCGCAACUACAAGCGACAAGAGCGGUAAAGGCACCGGCCAUCUAACCCGCGGUCUGACGUUGGACUUCGGACUUGUCUGGGAAGAAUGCAUUCCUAACCCGAAUGAGGCCAGCGCGUGGGGACAGACGCGGAUCGACGACUGGUCGACUUGCACGUAUAACACGAAUAGCAAUACAUCGCGGACUACAUCGCGGGCGCUGCGCCGGGGACCAGGUGUGUCUUUCUAA
Messenger RNA from Daldinia caldariorum, 822 nucleotides. RefSeq lists its product as uncharacterized. The coding region runs from base 1 to 822 and encodes 273 amino acids. The transcript is spliced from 2 exons. The record is from RefSeq and is a predicted model, not a curated record. NCBI's taxonomy places the organism in Eukaryota, Fungi, Ascomycota, Sordariomycetes, Xylariales, Hypoxylaceae.